UUUUUGUUUCUUUUCACUCUACUUUUUUUGAUCUCAAAUGACACGAUGAUAUGGCUUCAUCUUAUUAUCCUAUUGUCUGUUUUAAGACUUUGGAUGAUUCUACCUAAUCAACAACCAAGCAAAAAGAAACGAAUCAAGCCUUGUGCAACUUGUAUUGUUUUAGGAUCAGGUGGACAUACGGCCGAGAUGGAACAGCUGGUGAAGGGACUGGAUGAAAACAAAUAUCAACCAAGAAAUUAUGUAUAUUGCAACAAUGAUCCUCUUAGUCAAGUCAAGAUGCAACAAUUGGAACACGACUUGUUUCCUCAUACAGUAGCUCAGACCAAAUAUUAUGAAAUACCUCGGGCAAGAAAUGUAGGUCAAUCAUUGGUAUCCGUCCCUAUCACUUUUAUGAUGACUUUCCUAAGAUGUUUCAGUAUCUUACUGACGACGAUGCCAGAUACGAUCAUUUGCAAUGGACCUGGAAGUUGUAUACCUUUAUGUAUGCUUGCCUAUAUACCCAGAUUCUUUGGCAUCAAACAUAUUACUCUUGUUUAUGUUGAAUCUUGUGCUAGGGUUUAUGAUUUAUCUUUGACUGGAAGAUUACUUUAUGGAUGGGUGGAUCUCUUCUUUGUACAAUGGCCAGAUUUGAAGGAAAAAUAUCCAAAGGCGCAAUAUCAUGGUAUUUUGGUUUGACCCCACGUGAGACCAUGCAAUUAUAUGGAUAUGUCAUUGAAACAGUUUAUGUUCUAUAGUUUAGU
Messenger RNA from Halteromyces radiatus, 740 nucleotides. Its product is annotated as UDP-N-acetylglucosamine transferase subunit alg14. The record is from RefSeq and is a predicted model, not a curated record. The transcript is spliced from 5 exons. The coding region runs from base 46 to 675 and encodes 209 amino acids. NCBI's taxonomy places the organism in Eukaryota, Fungi, Mucoromycota, Mucoromycetes, Mucorales, Cunninghamellaceae. Gene Ontology annotation, cellular component: UDP-N-acetylglucosamine transferase complex. Gene Ontology annotation, biological process: dolichol-linked oligosaccharide biosynthetic process.